Molecule: messenger RNA, 1405 nt
Organism: Engraulis encrasicolus (European anchovy)
Lineage: Eukaryota; Metazoa; Chordata; Actinopteri; Clupeiformes; Engraulidae
Gene: mgme1
Product: mitochondrial genome maintenance exonuclease 1
Exons: 4
Coding region: 269-1279 (336 amino acids)
Biological process (GO): mitochondrial DNA replication
Cellular component (GO): mitochondrion
Molecular function (GO): single-stranded DNA exodeoxyribonuclease activity
Source: RefSeq, a predicted model, not a curated record
ACAAAGUGCAUUGAAGAAGAAGACGCACCGGACCACUUUCAGUGACACCCACAUGAAAAUAAUGGCGCUCUCUUAAUGCCUGUGAACCUGUGAAGAACUUUCUCUCUUUUGUGAGUGUUAAAAAUCAGAAGAUUUGUAUGGUUUCUGUUUGCAUUUUGGCUUAUGGUCAAGUCAGCGGCUACCAAUAUCAACAAACUUGUGAUAUUUGCACGAAGACGACACGUUUUGAUUGUAGGCUAAGUAGCUGGCAGCAAGACUCUCAUUUGUGAUGUUGAUAUCUCACGGAAAGUCUAAUUGGCUUCUGAAUACUCUGGUUAAACACUGCAACACCACCUCCUUGUACAAUGGCUUCUCUACCUCUUUUGCAUCGGCAUCUAAGAAAAAGACCAGUCCAUAUGGGGCAGUGGAUACGGAGCGAUACUCUUCUCUUGUCAAGGCAGUCGUGUCUUCGAGAGUCAGUUCUCAGACUCCAGCAUCACUUGAGGAGGAGGAUGAUAAAUUGUACGGCCCAAUAGUAAGAUCAAAAGUGACUUCACCGAAGCCCACGCCUGUUGCGCCAAAGAUUGUCCACCCAAUCAUGAACAAAGUGAAAGACAGCCUUUCUGAAAAUUAUAACUUGGAGAGCCCUGCUCGAUUGUUGCUUCCAAAAGGGCCAGUAAGGUCUACUGUGCCAAGUGUCACUAGGAUUUUGAAACAAACCAUGUCCACGGAGCAGUUAUUCUACCUGGAAAGAUGGAGAAGAAGAAUGAUCGCAGAGCUAGGAGAGGAGGGUUUCAAGGCUUACACUGCAAAUCUUUUCCAGCAAGGGAGGUUAUUUCAUUCUGCACUUGAGAAAGCACUUGUCCCCCCUGAAGCAAAUGAUGACACUGAGCACAAUGAAGACACAGCUGGAUACUUGGAAAGUGUCCAACAUGUACUUGAGGAGAUAAGUGAAGUCAGAGCUAUUGAGAGUGCAGUGCAACACCAGCAUUUGAAUUAUGUGGGCAUUGUGGACUGUGUUGCUCAAUACAGAGGACGAUUGUGUGCGAUUGACUGGAAGACCUCGGAAAAAACCAAACCAUCUCUGCACAACACAUUUGACAACCCAAUCCAGGUUGCGGCAUAUGUCGGGGCCUUGAACAAUGAUGACAACUACAGUUACCAGAUAAAGAAUGGCCUGAUUGUCGUGGCUUACAAAGAUGGCUCGCCAGCUCACCCACACUUCCUUGACUUUGAAAAAGUUUCACUGUAUUGGGAGAAAUGGUUGCUCCGACUUGAAACCUACACAGAAGGUAGUUAACCUCCAAUGCUCCAGCAACCAAGUACUGUACCAACAAAAUGUGUAAUAUCAUGUACAUAAUAUAACUUAAGUUCCAUGUUUUUAGUUAGCUAUUUUUCCAAAUAAACCAUUGGGUGUCUAAAAGAA